This is a messenger RNA of Heterobilharzia americana, 2195 nucleotides long. The record is from the annotation of a GenBank genome assembly. Lineage: Eukaryota; Metazoa; Platyhelminthes; Trematoda; Strigeidida; Schistosomatidae.
AUGGCGAAAUCAUUUAUGUCUUUACAUUUCUGGAAACAUAAUGGAUGCAUGAAAAGCUUCACCCGAAAUAUCCAAGCAGUAAGUUGUGAUGAACUAUACGCAGAUUGUACAGAAUUGCUUACUCUUUCAAACAAAAGUGAUUUGAACCCACAGUUUAUUGAUGGUAACUGGGAGGUCACAUAUCAAAUCAUCAACCCACUGACUUUGGGCAGUCACCUACGUGAAUUAGUGAAAAAAAUCACCGGUGGUUGUACAGCAUCUAUCGGAUUUGGUACAAGUAAAUUAUUAGCACGCCUAGCAACAAAGAAAGCUAAACCUGAUGGUCAAACAUGGUUUCUGGGGCAUUCUGGUGGAGUUUGUCCAUCACUUGACAAACCAAUGAAAGUCGGAAGCUGGAGAUGGUAUUCUUCUGUUGAAGAUUUGGAACAGAUCGAUUCUCACCCAGAUUGUGAACUUACUGGUGAGGCCUACCAGUGGUUCUCCAACUUACCUGUCAUUGAAAUGCCAAAUAUCGGUCGAUCUUUAGCAGGCAAAAUAUUCCAAGCAUUCAAUGCAAAAACAUGUGGUGAACUAAUGUUGAAAGUUUCACAUAGCCAAAUCACAAAUUUGCUGGGAAAGAAAACGGGGAAUCGCAUCUACUUAACGUGUCAUGGGAAGGAUUUCGACAGCAUGAGAUUUGAAAAAGAAUAUAAGUCUGUGUCAGCAUCAAUGAAUUAUGGAAUCCGACUGAAAACACAAUCGGAGUUGGAAGCCUUGGUGUGCUCAUUGUGUGAAGAACUGAGCUCACGAAUGGCCAAUGUCAAUAUUGGCACAAAUAACUUCGGGUGUCUUGGCAAAUCACUUACUAUUAGACUAUAUCUACGUCUCCCUACCGCUCCUGAGCAAAGUGCAAAGUUUAUGGGUCAUGGGCUAUGUUCGAUAAAGAAUCACACUAUUCAAAUGGCUGAAUAUACAUCAGAAGCAGCUGUUUUCUUCCGAUAUGCAGUUAAAGCGGUUCACCGUUUAUGCCCUGAACCACAAGAUUUACGAGGAAUCGGGUUUCAUGUCCACCAGUUGCAUGGUGUCAGUACAAAGGCUGAUAUUUUGACGAAUGCAGAUGUCAAUGGCAAUUGUAAACCAGUCAAGCAUUCCAGUCAAUUGCCAGCUUCUCAUCAACCCCAGUGUCUACAAUCUAGUUCGGAUUACAGUAAAGUUCAUCGAAAAUGGGACACCAUGGACGUGAGAAAAAGCAGUACAGUUGAAUAUGACAUAUCUGGAAUCCUACGGACUAUGGAGAAAACCAAUCAGGCAAUUGAGGAACAGAAAGCUGAUGUGUCAGGAGACGCGAACGAAGUGAUGUCGACAACCUCAGUGAAGCCAAAAAACAAUAACUCCGAGGUUUGUAAGAGAUCACCAACGAAACGCACAUGUAGAGGACCACCGGUGGUUCCAGUGGAUAAAAGGUCAAAGACAAAUCAUCGAGAGUUCAACUGUAGCGAUGCCUCCCGACAGAAACUUGCAGUUGCCUUUGAGAACUCGACAGGACAUGAGACAUCGCAAGUCGGUUGCCUUACACAGGCUCUGGAAAAUCCAAGUGGUUUAUUCGUCAACAAGACACUAUCGGAGCUGCAACAGAUCUUUGCUGAUUGGAUAACCAGUGAGGAAGUGCCAAUGUACGAAGAUAUUCAGAUUCUCACUGACUACCUGUUGUCGCUUGUUGACACAAAUUUGGAACGGAUUCGUUCGGUGCUUCUACUUUUGGAUAGACUGAUAACAAAACUUGCGCAAAUCAGCGACAGCUGGAGGAAUGCAUACAUAAAGAUGCACAACACAUUAUCCCAAUCGAUUGAAGAAAAGUACAGUGGAUCGAGCUUAAAGUUACGUUUGGCUUAAUGUGAUAUACGCUUUACACUCACUCUACUUGAUGGCAAGAUUUUAAAUAAACUUUACUAUACUGAGUUAAAUGUGACUCGGCUUUUCCAUAAUUUCGUACAGAAAUCAAAAAAUGACAACAAAAUUGUAUAAAGUCAUAAUGAAGAACGGAAGACUUCUAUUGUGAAUCAAGUAACCACAAAACGAUGAGAUAGUGCAAAGAAUUUAUUGCAAUCUGGUAAAUAAUCUACCACUCACACCAUACAGGUAACCAGUGAAAAAAGUUAAUACUCAUUAAAUAUUUGUACAUCAGAGCAAAAUUAAAACACAAUCAUUUAUAUGUA